Molecule: messenger RNA, 2253 nt
Organism: Alternaria metachromatica
Lineage: Eukaryota; Fungi; Ascomycota; Dothideomycetes; Pleosporales; Pleosporaceae
Gene: KLP1
Product: Kinesin heavy chain
Exons: 3
Coding region: 1-2253 (750 amino acids)
Biological process (GO): microtubule-based movement; mitotic spindle organization
Molecular function (GO): ATP binding; microtubule binding; microtubule motor activity
Source: RefSeq, a predicted model, not a curated record
AUGUCAGCCCAUAAGGCCUCCGGGGCCUUUACCUUCGAUCGCGUUUUCGACAUGAACUCCCGCCAGGCCGACGUCUUCGACUACUCCAUCCGCCCCACCGUCGACGAUAUUCUGAAUGGAUACAACGGAACAGUCUUCGCCUACGGGCAGACAGGAGCGGGAAAGUCGUACACCAUGAUGGGUAGCGAUAUGGACGAUGAGGUUGGCAAGGGAGUCAUCCCGCGUAUCAUCCAGCAAAUCUUCGCAAGCAUUCUGGCAUCGCCGAGCAACAUUGAAUAUACCGUCCGCGUCAGUUACAUGGAGAUCUACAUGGAGCGCAUCCGCGAUCUUUUGGUUCCCCAAAACGACAAUCUGCCGGUGCACGAAGAGAAGAACAGGGGAGUCUACGUCAAGGGUCUGCUGGAAGUAUACGUUUCGAGCGAGGAAGAAGUCUACGAGGUCCUCCGAAGAGGUGGAUCUGCACGAGCGGUCUCAGCUACCAACAUGAACGCCGAAUCCUCGCGAUCGCAUUCCAUCUUUGUUGUAACGGUCAACCAGAAGAACGUCGAGACCGGAUCAUUGAAGAGCGGACAGCUCUUCUUGGUCGAUUUGGCUGGUUCUGAGAAGGUCGGCAAGACCGGAGCGAGUGGACAGACGCUGGAGGAAGCAAAGAAGAUCAACAAGAGUUUGAGUGCCUUGGGCAUGGUCAUCAACUGCUUGACCGACAGCAAGACGCAACAUAUCCCCUACCGAGACUCGAAGCUCACACGUAUUCUCCAAGAAUCGCUCGGUGGUAACUCCCGGACAACUCUAAUCAUCAAUUGUUCGCCAAGUAGUUACAACGAUGCCGAAACGCUGGGCACACUUCGAUUCGGUAUGCGCGCAAAGACUAUCAAGAACAAGGCCAAGGUCAACGCCGAACUCAGUCCGGCUGAGCUCAAGGCCAUGCUCAAGAAGGUACAAGGACAAGUCACGUCGUACGAAACCUACAUCGGUUCGCUCGAAGGCGAAGUUUCGCUUUGGCGUGGAGGUGAAGCCGUCCCCAAGGAGAAGUGGAUACCGCCUCUGGAGACUAGUCCGUCUUCAGGCAGAAAGCCAGCGACAACGCCUCGUCCGGGAACGCCAUCGAGACUGGAAGGUGUGAGAAACUCGGAAACGCCACGACCUGAUUCGCGAAUGGACCUGGAACGCGCAGGUACACCCAGCAUACCACUAGACAAGGACGAGAAGGACGACUUCUUGCGAAGAGAGAACGAACUCCAAGACCAGGUUGCCGAGAAAGAAUCACAGCUUGCCAAGGCUGAGGACCAACUCAAGUCUGCCAAAGAGGAGCUUCAAUACUACAAAGACCGGGACGCGAAGACGAACAAGGACAAUGAGCGAAUCACUAUGGAGCUCAACGAGAUGCGCAUGCAGGUUGAGAAGAUUCAGUUUGAGAGCAAGGAGGCGCAAAUUACCAUGGACGGACUGAAGGAAGCCAACUCGGAGCUGACCACCGAGCUGGACGACGUCAAGCAACAGCUCCUGGACGCGAAGAUGAACGCCAAGGAGACUUCUGCCGCUAUGGACGAGAAGAAGAGGAAGAAGGCCGAGGCAAUGGCACAAAUGAUGGCCGGCUUCGAUCUCGGCGGCGAGGUGUUCAGUGACAACGAGCGUACGAUACGGAAGAUCAUUGAGGAGCUAGACCAGCUCCACGACAUGAGCGCAGCUGGCGAGGCGAUUGCUCCGGAUGCGAUCAAGGGCCUGCGGGAGAAGAUUGUCGAAACACAGGGCAUUGUCCGACAAGCCGAGCUCUCCCUUACUGCCCGCAGUGAGGAGGACAACACAUAUGCCAAGCGCCGCGAAGCACUGGAGGCACGCUGCGAGACCUUGCAGACGCAGUACGAGGAACUUCUCGAGGGCAACCUUUUAGAGCAAGACAAGGAGGAGCUCAAGGCACGCCUUGCCGACGCCUACUCUGCCCGACAAGAAGGCAACCUCGAACUUGUCGAAAGUCUCAAGCAGGACACUGCACGUAUGCUGGAAGAGAACCAGAAGCUCAAGGCCGAGAACGAAAGCCUGCAACAGCGCAUUAAGAGUGGCGCUAUUGCCAACGGUGUCGCCAACGGCAUCAACGGCAAGACUGUGCAACAGCAGAUUGCCGAGUUUGACAACAUGAAGAAGAGCCUCAUGCGCGAUCUCCAGAACCGCUGUGAACGAGUGAGCAGACUGAGCUUCUCAAACGAAGACGCAUUGCUAAUAAGCCACAGGUUGUCGAGCUUGAGAUUUCGCUAG